This is a messenger RNA of Rhizophagus irregularis DAOM 181602=DAOM 197198, 773 nucleotides long. NCBI's taxonomy places the organism in Eukaryota, Fungi, Glomeromycota, Glomeromycetes, Glomerales, Glomeraceae. The record is from RefSeq and is a predicted model, not a curated record.
AUUAUUCACUUUUUUUUUUGAGAUUUGAAAAUGAUUAUAUUUGAACGAAUUACAAUUCCUAUUAGAAUUGUUUUAAAGCCGAGAAUAUGGAAAUUAAAGUGUCAAAGAUCAUUAAUAAAAUUUUUAGAUCACAAAUACAAAAUAAUUCUCUACCCAACAGUGAAUUUUCCUAUAUCUGCUGUGACGGUUACUAUUACUGGAAUUGUUUACACAUCUGACCUGAAAGAUUUGCGUGCAGCAUUGAAACGACUUAAGGAUAAACAUUUGUUGAUAUCUCGACAAUAUCGUCAUAAAACGAGGAAGAAAAAGAAAAAAUUGAAAAUUGCAAAAUGGACUGGAAGAAAAUCUAAAUUUGAAAUAGCAAUAUUUGUUGUUGUGGUUAUUAUUACAGCUGAUGUUUUUUUUAUACGUAAAUCAGAAUUUAACAUUUGGUGAAUUUUUUGAUUCUUAAUUAUUCUUCAUUUGAUAAUAUAUAAUUGAUAAACUAUACUAUGCGAUCCAAUCAAUUAUUGCCACUGUAUAUUGUAAAUAUUUAUGUGUUUAAAUUUAUUGCCAGUCCACUUAUAAGCUAAUAAGUUCCAGGAAUCACGUGAUAAAUAUGCAGGCUGAGUAUCAGAUUUCUAUCUUCGGAUAUGUUUACCGGAACAUCCGGAAUUAGAUAUAAAAUGAAGUAUUAAUUUGUAGUUUGAUUUCUCAAACGCACAUUCUUAUUUUAACUUAAAAAAAAAAAAAAAAUUUUUUUUUUCCUUACCAAAUAAAAUAAUUUUCAAUGG